Molecule: messenger RNA, 2626 nt
Organism: Pectinophora gossypiella (pink bollworm)
Lineage: Eukaryota; Metazoa; Arthropoda; Insecta; Lepidoptera; Gelechiidae
Gene: thoc5
Product: THO complex subunit 5 homolog
Exons: 5
Coding region: 437-2512 (691 amino acids)
Biological process (GO): mRNA export from nucleus; positive regulation of DNA-templated transcription, elongation
Cellular component (GO): THO complex part of transcription export complex
Molecular function (GO): mRNA binding
Source: RefSeq, a predicted model, not a curated record
UAAAGUCAAGUAAUUUACGAUAGAUAAUACAUAAAAAAGUAUGUUGUGUGAACGAAACGCUGAGCGUUUAUUAUAUUAUUAUUUUUUUGAAUUUUUGCGCUAAAACAUCCAAGUGUUUGUCUAUGUCCAGUUGAAAAGAUUAGUGGCAAAUUAGUGGGCUGAACCAAGGAGCAAGUAUAAGAAGGGUUGAAGUUUACCUUCAUAGGUAAAGUAUCUUAAGCCAACCGAUAUAGAGUCGAAUAUGGAGUGAUAAAGAAAAUGGUUUCUUUUUAUACUCUUCCUUGAUUGGAUGUUUGGUUGAGUGAUUUGUCUAUCUUGUUUGUGGUUAAUAAUCCGAGUUGCAGACUUGAGUGAGAGUGAGGUUAUGUUUGUUAUUAAACAUUAUUUAUAAAAAAUAUAAUUUACUUACUGUGAUUAAGUUUUCAUUUGUACAAAAAUGGGUAAAGACGAGGUGUCCACAAAGAAACGUCGAAAACUGAACACUACUUCGUCGAGUGACACUCCAAAACAAGUGCCAGCAGAUGUUUAUAAGAGAGUGGUUGAAUUUGAAGAAGCUGAGGCACAAUUGCGUCCUGCCGAGAAAGAUGCUAAUUUCUUCAAGAAAAUAUGCCAAGAGGUUCGACAACUGUUUGCAGAGAUUGCAGAGUUGAAAGCGAAGGAUACUGAUGAGGCUAGAGAGAAAAUUAAUGCCAAAAGAAUUGAAGCUUCACUGCUUUUAGUAGCAUUGAAGAAGCUCAACCGUUUAGAGAAAGUCCGCACAAGGGCUGGACGUGAGGCCCUACACAAGGAAAAACAGAGGGUGGACUCUACACAUCUCCUUCUUCAAAACUUGCUGUAUGAAGCUGAUCAUCUAAACAAAGAAGUUACAAAAUGUUUACAAUUCAAAUCUAAAGAUGAAGAGAUAGAACUUGUGCCUCUUGAAGACUUUUAUACAGAUGCUCCUGCUGAAGUGGCUAGACCAGAAAUUACAAAGACAGAUGAACAUCAACUUCAACUAGCGAGAUUGGAGUGGGAGCUGCGUCAGCGUCGUGAGCUGGCUGGGGCCUGCAACGAGCUGGUGGCGUCCAAAGAGCGUGUGGCAGCUGCCAUAGCCGCCGCCAGGUCGCGACUCGACGCCUUAGCGCCGCAUCUGCGUGACGUGCUUAAAGCUACCAAACCUCUUCAGGAAUGUCUAGCUCUCCGCCUGGACGAAAAGAGAGAUGAAGCUCGAGCUGCAGGGUUGCUGCCACCUCCUCUGUUCUUACUCUAUGCUAAUGCCAGUGCCUAUUCUGAUGCAUUGGGAGCUCAUGUUGUUACAGUUGGAAUAUCAGGUGAUGAAGAUGAAGCUAGAAGACUAGAACAACUUAACAAUGUGGAUAAUGAACUGGUUGUAUCUAAUGACUCAGAUUCUGAUCAAGAUGUAGCAGAUGAUGAUCAGAGAGAAAAGAAAAAGCGGCACCAUAGGUCUGCUAAAGUAUCAAAAGAGGAAAAAGCAGAAGCUAAAAAGAAAGAGGCUUUGAAAAAACACCCUCUAAGUGUACAGGUGACUGUGAAGGUUGCAGAUGGCACUGGUCUCACUUUGAUAUUCAACUAUCUUUUACAUUUAAAGAUAGUGGUGGUUAAGUUUACUGUAUCACUGGCUAAGCCUGUCACUGGUGUCUCAGCAGCCGAUGUUUUGAGUGGACACUGUAUUUUAAAUGAACUAUAUCCAGGAGAUACUGGCAAUGACUCGCCACAUCCUGGGACAACAUAUUUGUUAAAUGCUGCAGGAAUAUCUGAAGAUUUUCAGCACUUUAUUCCAGAAGUGGGAAGGCCAUACAUAUGGGCUCAAAGAAUGUGUGGGUUAGAUUUUAUGGCCACAUUACUUGAUGACAAUAAAUCCAACAGGAUUGUUCAGCCCUGCCAGAGCCUUAGUGUUACAACAGUUGAACACUUUAUAUUAACUUUGAAAAAGAGACUCAAAUCUAGAGUGGAACUGAUGGCAGAGCUACAAGAUUUGGAAUCUGGAAAAAUUACGCCUGAUAUAGGGAAUCCAUCAUAUCCAAUAAGAUUGUCAGGAUCGUUGACACAGUGGCAGUCGGUUGGUUGGCCAGAGUACAGUCAAUCUCCAUCAACAGCUUUUCUUAUAUCUGAAGGUUUGGUAAAUGCAAAUGAUCUGUUGUACAGAGCCAUUAUCACAAGGCAAUCUGCUAAAUUGGUUGCACUAGUGGCUCUAAGGAGCGAUUACCCGAAAAAGGCUCCAAUAUUUUCCCUGACAUUGCAUUGGAAUGGAACUCAUCACUCUGGCAUAAAUGAUGACAUCAGAGAUAUUGAAAGAGUGAUCAAUACUGAAUGGGGUUCAGAAGAAAAGAGGCUACAUACUCUAUCAGCACAAAUGACGAAAUUGUUAACGUGUCUUGAUAUUUUACUGGAGACGUCGGGAUCAUCGGAAUUUCCACCGGAUAAAGUAAUGAUGAGACCGGUGCGCGGGCGCAACAGAGUAAAGCCAUACAAAUACUUAAAACAGGGCACCGGUGUAUUUGUACACUAUUAGCUCUUGAAAGUGUAUACAUUGCUCAAAGUAUUUUUUAAUCCUGUGAAAGUGUUACAACUAAGACUUAAAACUUACUUUUUGAGAAAUAUAGAACAAUAAGUUCCGAUUAUAUCU